AUGAGACAUGCAACGACAAGGAAAUGCAAAGAGCGUGAAAGCACUGUACAGCCCAAAUUCAAGGUGAUAACAACUCAAAAUUUCGGUAUUCCAUGUCGACAGGAAGUGGUCCAUUUUGCCGAACAUAAUACUACCGUCGGCCGUACGUUUGGUCAUAAUGCUCUGAAGCGACUGUCUUUCAUAUUCCUGCCUGUGAUGUUCACUUUGGGUGUGAUCUCGACACUUUUGAUGGCUCUUGCAGUAAUUUCUGUGAAGAAUUUAGCCAUUGGCGUUCUUCUACUAAUUGUGUCUGUGAGUCAGGCUGCAUCUAGAUUGUUCUUUGCGGCUGCUUCGCCGUCCCCCCUGGUACAUUUACAUCCCCGCGCUGAAUUUUUACCAGCACCUGCUGUACCUGCACCCUGGCCUGCUUCUGGCCCUCUCUUAUCACCUUGGGCCAGAUCAGAUAACGAUGCAACAAUUUCCGAUUAA
Arctia plantaginis is the source of this 468-nucleotide messenger RNA. NCBI's taxonomy places the organism in Eukaryota, Metazoa, Arthropoda, Insecta, Lepidoptera, Erebidae. The record is from the annotation of a GenBank genome assembly.